AUGAGAAAUUAAUCUGUAAAAUAAGAAACUAGUUUAAUAACAAAAAAGAAAUACAUUAAAGCAAAAAUUGACUUUCAGAAAUAUAGCUUUAUGGAAAACAGAUAGAAUUACUAAAGUCUAACAUGCUCUACUCAAUAAGAUUCUAAUAGCAGCAGCAACAUAUAGUUUUAGUCUCUUAGACAACUUUCUCCAACUGAUUAAGCUGACAAAAUAAGUAAGUAUCUAUAGUUACAUUAUUAGAGGAUCAACCAAUUAAGAUUUCUUCAUAAAAAUUGAUUAAAAUGAACUCAAGAGAAUUUUAAGAUCCCAACAAAAUUAAGAAAGGGGGUUUUUAUAAAAAAAUUUCACCAUAAGUUAAUCUGAAUCAUGACAAUAUUGAAGUUACUUUUGUUAGAGGAUUCAAUCUCUACAAUGAAUCAGAUCGAAUGGAAGAGAAAAAAAAAAGUUUGAAAAUCGAUAAAGAAGUGACAAUUUAAGAAAUAUCUAAUCCAAAAGUUUAAGUCAAAAGUUCCCGUAGAUUUACUAAUGACAAUGCUUAAUUUUAAGCAUCUGUAAAUAAAGGUAUUUUAAGUUGUUACAAAACUCUUUUCUUAAAGGAUCAACCAAAAAAAGAUUAAAUAUCUUUAUGUUUUACAAAUCAACCAUUAAGUGCCAGAACGUAGAAAAUCAAUUUAAAGUAAUACAAAUGA
Molecule: messenger RNA, 689 nt
Organism: Paramecium sonneborni
Lineage: Eukaryota; Ciliophora; Oligohymenophorea; Peniculida; Parameciidae
Source: the annotation of a GenBank genome assembly